UAUGUGGUUCAGAAAUCUGAGCACUUAGAAACAAAAGGAAAAGUAAACAACUCCAGGCACACGCAAAACAAAAAGUCAGAAUUUUUUGUCCAACUGAACAGAGGUGAACAAUUUGAAGAGAUCUGCUUGGAGAUUGGAUUUAAACCAAUAAAUGAGUCUUAACUUGAAGUCAAGACAAGGCUAUAGCUCCUGGGGCUCUCGGUGGUGUCAACCAAUGGAGAAGCCAGUGGUGAUCAUUGGAGCAGGAAUAAGUGGUCUUCUUGCCUGCAAGUACACUCUUGAAAAGGGUUUUAAUCCGAUCGUACUCGAAGCUGAAGAAAGAAUAGGAGGAGUCUGGGGUUGUACUAUUGAGUCCACCAAACUACAGAACAGCAAAGAAAGUUUCCAGUUCUCUGAUUUCCCAUGGCCUUCAUCGGUUACCGAAACUUUUCCGGGUCACUCACAAGUAAUGGAGUAUCUUGAAUCAUAUGCAAAACAUUUUGGCAUAUUGCCUUGCAUAAGAUUCAACUCCAGAGUCAUUGGUAUAAACUAUACUGGAGAGUCUUGUGAAGAGAUUCAAACAUGGGGUCUAUGGGGAGGAACAGGAAAGCCUUUUGGCUCCAAAGGAAGAUGGCUUAUCAGCGUUCAAAAUACCAGAACUUGCACUACUGAGGUGUACCAAGCAGAAUUUGUAAUCCUAUGCAUUGGACAAUUCGGUGGUCUUCCAAACAUACCUGAGUUUCCUCUGAAUCAAGGGCCAGAAGUCUUCGAUGGCAAGGUAUUGCAUUCCAUGGAUUACGCUGCGAUGGACGGAAUAAGUGCUGCAAAAUUGAUCAAGAAAAAGAGGGUUGCUGUCAUUGGUUCCUAUAAAUCUGCGGUUGAUAUAGUGGCAGAAUGCUCAAAUGCAAAUGGUGUUGACUAUCCUUGCGCGAUGAUUCAAAGGAGUGCUCAUUGGUUUCUUCCUGAUAACCCUCUUAGUGGACUUGCUCUUGGUUUCUUGUACUUGAAUCGCUUCGCAGAAUUGACGGUUCAUAAGCCCGGGGAGACAUUUUUGCUCAGCCUUUUGGCAGCCUUGCUUUCACCAUUGAGAUGGGGAUUCUCAAAGCUUAUAGAGAGUUAUCUUCGAUGGAAGUUUCCACUCAAGAAGUAUGGAGUGAUACCUGAAAGCAGCUUUCUGGAUACCGUCUAUUCAUGCCAAGUUGGAAUGCUGCCUGAGAAAUUCUAUGAGAAAGUGGAAGAAGGAAGCAUCAUUCUGAAGAGAGCACAAAGCUUUAGUUUCUGUCCACAAGGUUUGAUUAUUGAUGGAGGAGCUCAGCCUUUAGAAACCGACAUUGUGAUUUUUGCGACAGGAUACAAAGGUGAUCAGAAGCUAAAGAACAUUUUUGAGUCUGCAUCCUUGAAAAAUCUAUUUGACCCUUCAUCCACUUCUACAUUUCCCCUCUACAGACAAGUGAUUCAUCCUCGGAUUCCACGACUGGCUGUAAUAGGAUAUGCAGAGAGUUUCUCAAAUUUGGGCAGCUCUGAAAUCAGAUGUCAAUGGCUAGCACAACUCCUUGAUGGGAAGUUUGAAUUGCCUCCCAUAAGAGACAUGGAGAAAGAUGUGAAAAUCUGGGAAACUCACAUUAAAAGAGUUGCAGGAAAAUAUUUCAGGAGAUCAUGUAUAGGCAACACCCACAUAUGGUACAAUGACCAGAUUUGCAAGGACUUGGGAUGUGAACCCAGAAGAAAAAAGGGAUUUUUCACAGACUUGUUUGUACCAUAUACACCAACAGAUUAUGCAGGACUCACUGCUGAUUCAUAAGGAUGUUGUUAUGAGACAGUGAUUGUAGGUCUAAGCUAGAACAACAGACGAAUAUGGGAGCUCUGAAAGACAAUAAAUUGUACUUGAUACAUUUUAAAGCAAUAAAGCCCAAGUUCUAAUAGCAAAA
Tripterygium wilfordii is the source of this 1907-nucleotide messenger RNA. Its product is annotated as probable flavin-containing monooxygenase 1. The record is from RefSeq and is a predicted model, not a curated record. Gene Ontology annotation, molecular function: NADP binding; N,N-dimethylaniline monooxygenase activity; flavin adenine dinucleotide binding. The transcript has 5 exons. The coding region runs from base 152 to 1780 and encodes 542 amino acids. Lineage: Eukaryota; Viridiplantae; Streptophyta; Magnoliopsida; Celastrales; Celastraceae.